Molecule: messenger RNA, 2030 nt
Organism: Papilio xuthus (Asian swallowtail)
Lineage: Eukaryota; Metazoa; Arthropoda; Insecta; Lepidoptera; Papilionidae
Exons: 14
Coding region: 123-2030 (635 amino acids)
Source: RefSeq, a predicted model, not a curated record
AUGACACAUUCGCAACCGGUAAAAACAGGAAAAUGUGCAUUUUUUUGUGGUAAAAGUUUUUGUAUUGUGUUUGUGAAAUCGAAAAGUGAUUUUAUAGUAACUUCCAAUGACUGUGUUACAUUAUGGAGGAGUGGGAAUUAAUUGUGGAGAAAUAUGAAGAUGUUGAACGUAAGAGUUUCCUCAAGGCCUGUGAAUGCGCUCAUCAUGUACUCAAAGAUGACUUAGCACCAUUCGAAAUUGUCUGGUUUUUAGAUACAUUAAUACUUGAGCCUGUUAAUAUACUAAAAACUAUAGCGGCUAAAUCUAAAGAACCAGUUUGGCUUGAACCUAUUGGAAAAGCUUUUAAACUACUCUCCGAUGUAAUUGAGAAGUUUCCGGAAGAGUGUACUCAGCAUUUCGAGAACAUUGUUAGGCUGUGUGAGAAAUCAUUUGAGGCUAGACCCAGAGCAUUCGCUCUACAAUGUUUGACAUCCUUGGUGCCGUAUUAUGAGGCCGCUGCGCAGAAUUAUAACAAACAUCUUGUUAGUCUGAUGAAUGAAAAUAUUUGUAAAGCAGCACUUGCUGAAUUAAUUGGUGCGAUAUGUUCUCAUUAUACGGAUAUAGUAAAAUCAAAUGUGGCUACAAUAUGGAGGGUUUAUCUAAAUUUAUUCGAUUCUAGACAAUCGGAUACUGUGGUGAGAUCCUUACUCCUGGGUGUGUCAGGAGUGCUGAAGUCCUUCGGGAAUGAUCUGGAUAUUAAAGAGUUUCCAGUCUUCUACAAGCACUUAGUAGACGCAAGUAAUAAAUCUAAAUGCAGAGAUGUAUACCUCAAAAUAUUGGCGAAACACGCUGACCUCUUCCGAGAGCUUCUAGCUAAUGACCCUGAAACAAGGAUGUCAUUAUGGCAUUCUUAUCCAACUUCGGACCCUCAGGAUGUCAACCGGCAGGCCAUACUGUCAGUGUACAAUGCCAUCAAACAGGUUUUCAAAGAAAAUCGCAGUCGGUUCAAUGCGAUAGUAAGAACGGAAACGUUUCAAUUUGAGAAUUCAAGCAAUAGCGAGAUCAAGUUUACAGCAUUACGCGUGUUACACGCGGUGAAUGCGCGUGUUGCCCGCGUACAUUGUGAUAUGCAAGCGUUGUACGCGUUGAGACAUUGCCGUCUUACAUAUGAACAUUGUGAAAUGAUACAAUGGUGUUUGGAAUAUAAUAUAGAAAAUGAUAUAAAAUUGUUAAAAAGUGUUUUGGUAUUUCAUGAAAAUAUACCUACAAAGUAUCAGAAAGUUAUUGUAGUUAAUAUUCUACUGAAAGCCCCACAUAGUGUUAGAAAGAUGGCAGUAAUAUUCCUUAUAACUGAAACAUGUCAGUAUUAUAAAGAUAAUGGUAAUAUUGAUAAAUAUAUACAUUUAUGGAAAUCUUUGUUUAUAACAAGUUCUGAUGAACUCAAAAAUAAAUCUGGGGAGAUUUUUCUAGAUUUUAUGGAAUAUUUAUAUCAACUAUUGAUGCAAAAUAACAUGAGUAAUUCAGAGGAAAUAUCUGACAAAUUGUCAUAUUUGAUUACAAUCAGUUGGUACAUAAUACCUAUGGGGGAUGAGGUGGUGGGUGAGAGGGUGUGUGACGUCAGCCGGGGGGUGGUGCGGCUGCUGGGGGGUGCGGGGGGUGCGGGGCUGCGCGUUGCUAGGUUACUACUUAGAUACGGAGCCGUGGAUUUGUACUCAGAGAUGGUGAAGGACAUUUCUCUAGAGAAUUGUACGGAUGACUUAAUGUUAUACGAGACAUGUUUAGCGUUGGUUUACACUGCGACAAGAGUUGAUGAUGUAAGAAGAGUUUUACACGCGUUACAGAUUAUAUUGUCUAGAUCAGACGUCGAAGCUUCUAUUUUGUCUCGUUGCAUAAUUACUUUAGAUAAUAUUAUGUCUACAAGAAAAGAUUUCAAUGGAAACGUAUUAAAUCAAAUAAUACAUAGAUUGGAGAAAAUACAAUAUAUUGAACACAAAGGAAAAGACGGCAGAUGUUUGAGAAGGGAUUUGUUUAUGUUUUUAGGUAAAUAUUAA